Xiphophorus maculatus (southern platyfish) is the source of this 1729-nucleotide messenger RNA. It is a transcript of the gene ascl5, whose product is annotated as achaete-scute family bHLH transcription factor 5. Gene Ontology annotation, biological process: regulation of transcription by RNA polymerase II; developmental process. NCBI's taxonomy places the organism in Eukaryota, Metazoa, Chordata, Actinopteri, Cyprinodontiformes, Poeciliidae. Gene Ontology annotation, molecular function: protein dimerization activity; RNA polymerase II transcription regulatory region sequence-specific DNA binding; DNA-binding transcription factor activity, RNA polymerase II-specific. The record is from RefSeq and is a predicted model, not a curated record. The transcript has 2 exons. Bases 149 to 667 code for a protein of 172 amino acids.
UCAGAGGGUAAAGUCGGAUCUUUCCAUCCUGAACUCAGAGACCCAGAGGAAUUGAAGGAGGAUCUGCUGCAGCUCCAUCUGAAGGUGACCAUCAUGAAGCUGCUCUGAUCCAACCAGGUGUCCUCGUCCCUGAUUGGUCGAUUGCACGAUGAGCUCCGCCUUCUCUCAGUCGCUCUUCGACCGUUUCGCUGCGUCGCCCCCUGCUGGCCGGGAGGACCGGAGCAGGACUCAGCACUCAGAGUCUCUGUCGGCCUCUGUCCCCUUCCUGUUCUACCCUCCCACGGUGGACCCCGCUGCCCUCAGCCUUUACAAGGGCCCCUUGAGGGGUCCCGCCGGCAUCCUGCCCUACCUGUCCCCCUUCCACCACCAUGGGCACUUCAGCGUCUAUGAGUGUCCGUUCGAGCCGGCGUUCAUCCAGAAGCGUAACGAGCGCGAGAGGCAGCGCGUCAAAUGCGUGAACCAGGGCUACGCCAAGCUGCGGGACCACCUGCCGGGCCACAGCGCCGACAAGAGGCUCAGCAAGGUGGAGACGCUGCGAGCCGCCAUCAGGUACAUCAAGUACCUGCAGAGGCUGGUGGACAUGGAGGAAGACGGGCGUGAAGGGGCGGAGCCAGGCAGUGGGACGCCUUCUGGCCCGGACAGGGGCGGAGAGAUGCAGGCGUGUUGAACGGCCGGUUCACCUGGACAACCAAUCAGAGCGCAGAACCCAAAGGGAGGAUGUCAGCGACGCUAGACUGUAAACCUCCAGAGGACAGAUCCCAAAUGGACAGCGCCACCUGCAGUUUGUUCCUGAAAGUCUGAUGGGGAAUCAGGGAGAGUUAAACCAGCUCUUUCUGGACAUUUUCAGCCACCGUAGAGCAGCAGAUGGUUCAAUAUUUCAGCAAAACCUUUCACAUGCGGAUCCAACAACCUGGCACAGAUGUUGCUAAGGGUCAGCUUUUUGAAAAACAAAAGACAAAAACAAAAAACACUGAAAAAUUAAAGAUGGCGGCCAGUUUUCAAGAUGGUUGCCAUGAAAAAUAACUUUUGCACUAAAAUUGCCAAUUAAAUUAACAUGUUCGGUGUUAGAGCUCAGCCUACAUAUUAUUAACCAUAGAAAUCUUACAUAUUUUCUUGAGUUUAUGUUUGCUUUUUCAAAAUGGCUGCCAUAAUUUUAAUAGAGAAUAUAUGUUUGCACUUAAAUUGGCAGAAGUAAUUGCCAGUGACACCUAACCAAAGAGUUAGAUUCACUAACUACUAAUUUGAUUAACCAGAGUCUUAGCUUCACUAGUGCUAACCACAUGUAAAAACUUAGCACAAGCUAAUGCUACCCUGCCAAACACAUCAACCAUUAAGACGACUGUCUCAGUUUCUCUCAUCUUCAUUUCCUUCCUGCUGAUGACUGUUGUGAGACUCGCAAACAGCAAACUCCUCAGUUUCUGCUUUUACUAUAUUAUUACUUUACAGUUGUAUAAAUAUGAGCAAAAUCGAAAACAUGUCAUGUAAUAUAAAGUUCAUUCAAGUCAUGAAAAUGGGGAACAUUUUAUGGCAAUUAGAUGAAAAAGGUCAAAAACGCGGCCAUCUUGAAAAAUUGUGGUCAUCCUAAAACUCAAGUGGCUGAUGGGAAAUAUUUAAAACGUACGAUGUGUGAACUUUUUUUACAGUAAUAUGCUGCACUAAUCGUAGGUCAGGAAUCUGUAGUGAAUGUAGUUUUGUUUUAUCGCCACUAGGUGUCUCUGCAACUUUCAAA